Molecule: messenger RNA, 957 nt
Organism: Blepharisma stoltei
Lineage: Eukaryota; Ciliophora; Heterotrichea; Heterotrichida; Blepharismidae
Source: the annotation of a GenBank genome assembly
AUGAAAGCUGUUGCUUUAAUUCUUCUUGUGACACUAGGCACAUUUUCCCAAGCCCUCCCAUUGGAUCCUGUCAAGGACUUUUUAGAUGCUGCCCAUACUGCCUUUACUGGCUCAGCGGUUAAUAACGAGAACUGUCUCAGCCUUGACGAGCAAGACGCCCUUUUCACCCGCAUAAUCAAGCUCUUCUCCGAUUUCAGCGAUUAUGCUUCCUUACAAAAACUCUACCUUGACAUUGUGAUGUCAAGCGCCGAAUUCCAAGCUUUCUUCAACGACUGCGAUAUUAGUGCUUUCACCAGCGCUGUGUCUGACAGCAUUGAAAGACUUGGCACUGAAGCAAUCCUUGACAAAAUGGUCAGCCAAUACAGCGAAAUCCAGGCCAAAAUCCAAAGCACUGUUGACCUUAUCAGCCAAGAAAACUACGCUCAAGCUGGAACUGAAUUCGGAACCCUCUUCGGAAUGAUUUUUGAACCAGCUGCUGAUGCCAUGUUCAGAGUGAACUUUGUGGAAAACGCCCUUACCCCAUUCGCCCACGACUUUUGUGACUUUGUUUUAGGGUUGGCUCUUGGAUUCCAAAAGACUUCAACUCCACUCUCCAACUGCUACAAUGACACCAAGGCUAUCAGAGCUGCUUAUGAUAACGUAGAUGCUAUGGUUGAUAAAUGCUUGAAAUUCAGCUUCUCCUCUUGCAACAACGUCCCAGCCAUGUUGACCAUUUUCAACACCCAAGUUAUGGCAAGCUACAACAAAUGCAAUAUUGAACUUUUAAUUAACGACAUCCAAGGACUUAAAGAGCCAGUAAACUUCAGCCAAAGUGUAUUCCUUUACUUCAGCAAUGAAGUCUUAAUCAAAGGAUACAUUGCAAAUAUGGAAAAGGCUUUCGCUAAAGGAGACUUCUUGACUGCUGGACAAAACUUCUCAUCGAUCUUCCGAGUUGUCCUUGGAUUUUCAGUUAACUAA